GGAAUUUCUGGGGUUUACGCCCCUAAAGCGAUGGACGCCGAGGCCAUAGCUGAUGCCAUCAUAGAGACUAGUGUCAAGUUCGGUCUGAAGACGGAAAACCUCAUAGGGCAGGGAUACGAUGGCUGCUCAACCAUGGCUGGGAAAGACAACGGCGUGCAGACGCGGAUAAAGUCCAUACCUCCGAAGGCUGCCUUUGUACACUGCUCAUCACACCGAUUGAAUCUCGUGGUGACCGAUCUCAAUUCAGUCCCAGACGUCAGGAAUGCCAUCGGAACUGUCAAAGCCGUCAUAAAAUUCUUCUGCGACAGUCCGAAGAGAAGGAAGCAGGUGCCUAACCUUCAACUCCUCUGUGAGACAAGGUGGACAGCCAAGUACAAGAGUAUCCGAAUCUUCGCCGAAAAUUUCGUUGCCAUAGUGAAGGCGUUGGAGAAUCUCUCGAAAAACGAAUUGGAAACCACGCGCCAGACAGCGCAUCAGUUGUUCUGUGCCUCAACAACGGCAAAUUUCCUGGUGACACUGAGGAUCAUAGCAAGAUAUUCAGCGUUGCUUGAACCCAUCACCCAAUCCCUCAAGGCGGUAAAUUUGGACUUGCUUGGAGUGCAGGAGCAUAUCCAGAAACUGCUAAAUGUUUUGCGUUCCCAUCGCAGUGAGUCUGAGCAAGUAUUCACGCAGGACAUAAUGCCCGUUGUCAAACAAACUGCAGAAGAACUGUCUAUCGACCUGUCUUUGCCGAGGCGAUGUGGCCGGCAGAUGUUUCGGUCAAACCCCGACUCAAAUUCGUUCGAGGAUUACUUUCGCAAGUCGGUCUUCAUCCCCUACCUUGACUCCAUACUCCAAAGCCUACAAAUCCGAUUCGGGGAGGACAACAAACCGCACUUCAGCUUAUUCGCUCUCCAUCCAGCUCAAUUGUCCAAGAAUGACCGUACGGAGAUAAUCAACAUCGCUAGUAAGAUCAAUUCGAUUUACGAGAUUGACAAUUUAGAAUCCGAGGUACUGACAUAGUAUGAUCUUUGCCGUGAAGGCGGAAAGGACUACCAAAAUCAAGACAUGCUAUCCACCC
This is a messenger RNA of Patiria miniata (bat star), 1060 nucleotides long. RefSeq names its product zinc finger MYM-type protein 1-like. The record is from RefSeq and is a predicted model, not a curated record. The coding region runs from base 31 to 1002 and encodes 323 amino acids. The transcript has a single exon. Lineage: Eukaryota; Metazoa; Echinodermata; Asteroidea; Valvatida; Asterinidae.